Messenger RNA from Salmo salar (Atlantic salmon), 7736 nucleotides. RefSeq names its product nuclear factor 1 X-type. Gene Ontology annotation, biological process: regulation of transcription by RNA polymerase II. The record is from RefSeq and is a predicted model, not a curated record. Gene Ontology annotation, molecular function: DNA-binding transcription factor activity, RNA polymerase II-specific; RNA polymerase II cis-regulatory region sequence-specific DNA binding. Gene Ontology annotation, cellular component: nucleus. NCBI's taxonomy places the organism in Eukaryota, Metazoa, Chordata, Actinopteri, Salmoniformes, Salmonidae.
ACUUGCUCCCCGCGACAGACUGCGAACAGUUCGCUUUAUUAAUAAUUCAACCAACUCGACGCUUCCACGAGACCACGACCGGCUGAUCGCUCUGACCGGCCCCGACGCUAAUAAGGCUAUACAACUGCCCUCAUUCUUAUUCCAUUUUAAAGAGACAUUAACCUCCUUUUGUGUCGCUGAUAUUGGGGAAUAAACCGCUACCAGUAUUGAUAUUGGAGCGUAGGCUACGGCUAUCACCUCAGCAUUUUACACGAGGAUUUUUCGACAGGUCUUUGUUGCUGCGGUGUAGGCAUUUUGAUAUCUCGGCAAUGCAAUAACGAUUUUGAAGACGUCUCUUUCAUCUCGUACGCUUUGAGGAGGAGGAGGCGUGGGACCAGGGGACUCUCCGAUUGUGGAUCAAGAGUGAGAGAGGGGGACAAGGGGGAAGCAGAACGAGAAGACAGACAGUGGAGGAAGAGAUUGGGGUGUUGGUGUUAGUUUGGAUACACAUUUUGGAAACGGGAGCAGAGAGCUGUUAUUUUGAAGUGGGAGAAAAUAAAUAAACAAAAACUUACUUUCUAUCUUAUCUCCGUCCACAUAGUAUUUUAGCUAUUUGUGAGACGUUUGUUGGUGGUUCGGCGUCUCUCUCACGUCACUGAUUAGUUGCAGAACUUUCUUUCACCGCUCGGUGUUGAAGGCAGCAGGACUUGGACUCGAACGUCUGCCGAACUUAUUGGGCUGUCGACGAGCGUUGACGAUGGAUGCAACUUGUGCUAACAAAUGAAAAGAAGAAUCCAGAAUAACGAGGAGAAGUAGGGAGUCUGCUGCUACGCUGUCCUUCCUUUCCUUUUCUCUCGCAGAAGAGAAGACAAACUUUUUCAAAGACCGUUUUCUGGGCCACAGGCCGACUUGUUUAAAGGACUUGUUUUUGCUUCCGGUAACACCGAAGAAAAAACAGAGUCGCGCUCUCUCGCCCUCUUCUCUCCCUCUCGCUCUCUCUCACUUUUUUUGGAAGCAGAAUUUUUAAAGUAAAAUGGGUCUUUGAGAGAGUUGGCACAUCUCCCUGCGCUAUAAUGGCCACUGACACGUACCUGGUGAAUGAAGACCCAUCCAGAGGCCCCGGGAUGCCCGAGUGUUUCCUCGUGUCUGAUUCCUACAGGGAUGAAUUCCACCCGUUCAUCGAGGCCCUGCUGCCCCACGUCCGAGCCUUCUCCUACACAUGGUUCAACCUGCAGGCCCGCAAGCGCAAGUACUUCAAGAAGCACGAGAAGAAGAUGUCCAAGGAGGAAGAGCGUGCGGUCAAAGAUGAACUGCUGGGAGAAAAAUCUGAGAUCAAACAGAAAUGGGCGUCGAGGCUCCUCGCCAAGCUCCGCAAGGACAUCCGGCCAGAGUUCCGGGAGGACUUUGUCCUCACCAUCACCGGGAAGAAAGCCCCCUGCUGCGUCCUCUCCAACCCCGACCAGAAGGGUAAGAUCAGGAGGAUCGACUGUCUCCGCCAGGCCGACAAGGUGUGGAGGCUGGACCUGGUCAUGGUCAUCCUGUUCAAGGGCAGCCCCCUGGAGAGUACGGACGGAGAGCGGCUGGCCAAGUCGCCCCAGUGCUCCAACCACGGCCUGUGUGUCCAGCCGCAUCACAUCGGGGUCUCCGUCAAAGAGCUGGAUCUCUACCUGGCCUACUUCGUCCAGGCACCAGAAUCUGGACAAUCAGACAGCUCCAGCCAACAAGGAGACACAGACAUCAAGCCACCGCCCAAUGGGCACCUGAGUUUCCAGGACUGCUUCGUCACCUCAGGAGUGUGGAACGUGGCUGAGCUCGUCAGGGUGUCACAGACUCCUGUAGCCACAGCGUCUGGUCCUAACUUCUCCCUGGCUGACCUGGAGAGUCCCGGCUACUACAACAUCAACCAGGUGGCUCUGGGGCGACGCUCCCUCGCAUCCCCCCCUUCCACCAGGUACAUGUCUGAGGUCGAGCUGUACGCAAACCUUCCACGGAGCUCUAACAAGAGGAAGUCGUUAGACGACAGUGAGCUGGAGAGCCCCACGGAUGACGUCUUCUACCCCGGACGCUCCCCAGCCGCAGGCUCCUCCCAGUCCAGCGGCUGGCCCAACGACAUGGAUGCAGGUGGAGACCUUCAUUCCCCAUCCCCAAGCUCACACCAUGUUGACCGUCACCUGAUAAUGCAGCACCAUUUGGCCAGUGUGCAGGAGAGGAAGAUAAAACAUGAACACGAUGGAGUGCAGUUUCCUUACCAUGGACUGUCCUCGCCUGGUUCUCUUAAGAAGCCGGGGAAGUUUGAUUUCAACGCCCUGUCGCCCCAGACGAGGUCUCCCCGCAUGACGUUCACACACCACCCGCUGCCCGUGCUGGCAGGAGUGAGACCAGGGAGUCCCCGUGCCUCAGCGUCAGCUCUCCACUUCCCCUCCUCCUCCAUCAUCCAGCAGUCCAGUCCCUACUUCACUCACCCCACCAUCCGCUACCACCACCACCAGGACCCGCUCAAGGAGUUUGUCCAGUUCGUCUGCGCCGACGGCUCGGGGCAGUCCGGGGGACAGCCUAACGGAGGUGGUCACAGCCAGAGCAAAAUGCCAGGCUCCUUCCUGCUGCCCCCGCCGCCCCCAGUGGCGCGCCCCGUGCCCCUCCCCAUGCCCGAUUCUAAACCAAUCAACACGCCCCCCGACGGCGGCGGACUCAGCUCGCCCGCAUCUCCGUCAUACUCCACGCCAGGCUCCACAGCUCCCAACAGGUUUGUCAGCAUCGGAGCACGGGACAACUUUCUGAACAUCCCCCAGCAGUCUCAGUCUUGGUUCCUCUGACAAGGCCUCCGAAUCAACCGCUAGAAUUGUGUCAUGAGAAAAUUGGGAAUGGAAAAACCACACAACACACAAAACAAACCAACACUGACUACAAACAAACUGCUGACACUAAAGUAUUUUUGCUCACCAACCAACAGCACAAAAACAGAAAAUAACCCCCCAGAGGAACACCCCAUUUCCACGAUUUGAACAUUUGAACCGGAACAACCAUCUCCCGAUACAGAAGGCUGAAAAGAGAUCGGUUGAAGUGGACAGACUCAGAACGAACGACAGAACGAGGAAGAGGAGGAAGAAAGAUGAGGAAAUGUCACACACAAAACAUGUCAGAACGCAAACAAAAAUAUGCAACCUGACAACUAACUGACCAAUUUCGUUUUAUUGUUGUUUUUAUAUUUUAUUUUCACAAUGAAACUCCAUGCAAUGGCUGGGAGAUCCACCCACACACAACAGUGUAAAACAAAGACCACAAAAAACAUAGUUGGCAGAAUUUGGUCAUUUGAGCUAUAGCUAUAAACAUUGUCACCACCCAAAAGAACCCAUUCUGUAAUCCUUCAGUCUCUCCUCCUGACGGUGCUUUAUGUCCCUGCUCCCACUCUCAUCUGUCAACCAGGUGUCCAGGGUUGCCCCGGCAACACCCACAGCCUCACACACCCACAUCCGACUGACCUCACUGCCGCUUGAAUUGCUCAGCCCUGAAUCCCCUCCCUUCUUCUGAUUGGCCAAACACUGGGACACCAUCCAAUGGUGUGAUACCAUCUGCACCAGAUGGCUGGUUUUAGCUUACCCUCUUGUGAAGAGCGAUAGCCAAUAGCAUGAGCAGAGAGCGAACCCAAAACAGACAUGCAGACAUAACAGACAUGACUGACAUGACAUGACAUGACAUGACAUGACAUGACAUGACAGACAGACAGACAGACAGACAGACAGACAGACAGACAGACAGACAGACAGACAGACAGACAGACAGACAGACAGACAGACAUACAACACUAUGUGCUCUUUCGUCCCCUCACCUAUGCACUACUGAAACAAAUAAGGGAGGAAACAGAGCGAUCCAGCAGGUCGCUGAAGGCAGUGUGUGUGUGUGGGCAAUGGGCUGUGGCUCUGGCAUCCUGGCACUCACACAUACACGCACUCACGCAGACUCAAAGCACGUACACACACACACACACACACAGAUCAUCGUCUCCAGAACCCACACGUCUGGCAGACACAACUAUUCACUGACAAUAACAUAUUGUCUGUGUGUCCUUCACAGUAACAUAAUGCAUAGGAUCAACAUCAUCAUGUAAUAACUAGCUUUCUUUCUGUUUGUAGACGUUUUCUUGCAUUUCAUUUUGUUUGUCGGAUUGGUUUUGGUUUUGUCUCACUUGGAUUUUUUUGCUUAUGUUUGACCUUCUACCCUAAGAUUUGUUUUCUUUCAUCCGCUUUUUAUUUUGCAGAAAAAAUAUCAUCUUCGUUUGCAAUAACAGACAUCUCUGAAAUCUCUCACAAACACCAGUACAGGAACAUGCGACAACCCCUGCCUUGCUUCACCCUGUAACCACAGUCCAUUCACAGUAGGGCCCAGAGGAACACACGCUGACACACCACCGUAUCAAAAUGCACACAACUAACACCGUCACCCUGAUUCGAAACACAAAGGUGAGCCUUUAUAUAUGACUUUCUCCAAACUGCCUUUGAUAAUGGUUUUUCAUUCAUUUUGACAUUUGUCAUUUUUAAUUUGAGAUACCUUGUUUUUUUUCUAUUGUAAAUGUGAUUAUUAAAUUGUUAUUGUAAUUGUAAUUUUUUUUUAUCAUGACACCAUAAUUCAAACAAAAAAAGCCAAACCUCACAAAAUAACUGGACUGCCUAGCUGUUGGUUUCUUCCAUAUGCAGGGAUAGAAUUGUCUGACAGCCCAGGCACUCUGAGUUUAUAGUAAAAUUAGCUCUAUGUACUCAAAUCAUGUAUCACAACUAUAAGAAUUAAUGGAAGUGCCUCUGUACUCCCCUAUCAUGCAAUUAGUUCAAAUUCAGGUUGAUGUUUUUGUUCACAUAUAUGCUAAAGCUACAAAGAAUGGUGAUGUUUCUUCCUAUAUGGAAACCAUUGGCUAGAGGACAGAACCUUUGUAGAAGACCGCAAAAUGUUAUAAAGAGAGAGAGAGAUCUUAUACAUAUAUAUUUAUGGUAUAUGCUCCUUUUUAAACUUGACUAAAAUAAGCUUGUUGGCAGUUUAGUUAUUUUCUGAACUCUUGAGCUAGCAGAAUUCCAUGAUGGACAGCACCUCACUGUUACCAUGACAAUUCAAUGAGCACCCAUCCAACCUCCACAAAUCUACAGUGCAACAUUCAAAAAUGAAACAAAAAUGUCCAUGAUGCAAAAUAGAUGAAACAUGUCAAAAUCGACAAUGGAAAAAUUGAAGAAAAAAGUGUUUGUUUUUUGAUGGAAAGUAUUAUUAUUGAAAAAUAUGUGUCGAUUGAGCCACGUGCAAUGCAUUGGGUAGAUUCAUUGUGUUUUGUCUGUUAGAGAUUUUUAAGAAAGAUAAGAAGAAAAGAGAAAAAAAAUCUAUUUGUUUCAAGUCCGAUGUGCUCCUGGACUCUAAACUAACAGAGCCAUAUCCUAGUCUUUGUAAGUUGGGGGUAAUUGUUUUUAUUUUCCUUUAUUGUCUCUUUUUUAAUGUUUAACGUGUAAUCAUUUGUUUAUAAAAAUGUUUGGAGGGGCUGAAGGAAGAAACAUUUCUUACAAAACAUUUUUAAAAAAUUGAACAUGAAAUGAAAAACCGGUGAAAUGAAAAACCGGUACUUUUACACACUAUAAAGUACAUUCAAACUAUUACAAAAUGAAUGAUAAUGAACAAAAUAAUGACUACCUUUAGGAAACCGCAUUUAUUAUUCCUCUUCUCUAUUUCUAUUCCUUCUCCUGUUUGUAAUAUUGAGUGGAGGGAGGGGUUCCUAUUCCUUCCUAUAUUCCUCUAGUAGGUUGUGAAACAAAAGGCAUUUUGGUUCAACCUUUAGAUAGGACGAGAGCUGUACUGUAGGCUUAUCAAUGCCCACAACAAAUACUUCUGAUUUCGCCCAGAUUAUUAUACUCCUCUCUCCGAGUCUGAGCAAGGAAAAAAAAGAAAAAUGUCAGUUUAGAAUUUGUUUCAUUUGAGGAGCCUGUCAGAACCAUGACGUAAUGAUAGAAAUACAGUAGGCCUAUGCAAAGUGAGCUUCCCUCCACCCCUUCCUUCUCCACCCUCUCCCUCAUUCCCCUGUAAAUUCACCUUGACUAGUGCUUGUGCUGUAGUGUAGUUUCCCAGCAGUUAAAGGUUGUCCCUUAAAAGUGCCUUUUGUUCACAGACUCCAUUUUGUAAUCCAGAUCGCUCCCCUUUCAUUCGAAAUAAUUCAAGGUUGAGGUGGAAGUGCCCCUAAGUGCAGAUAUAGGAUCAGUUUACUGUACCCCAUAUCCUGACCUGAACCAUUAGGAAGGGAUAUGCAAAACUGACCUUAGAUCAGUGCUUAGUGAGUAACUUAAGCCGACCUCCACCUUUCAAAAAUGAUCCCCCUCCAUUGUAUCAACCUUCCCAUAAAUCCUUUCCCUUUUCAAAAUCCGUAUAUAUAUAGUACAAAAGGAAACUGGUGUGAAUUAGUUCUUUACUUUUUAUUGAUAAAUGAUGACAAAAAAAUACUGAAAAGGAAAAAAAACUUGUUCUCGUUCCCCCUUGCUCUCUGGCUUUUUUCUUCUUCCCUCCGUCUCCUCCUCUCCUCUCCUCUGUCUAUCUGUUCUCUCGUAGACACUGGAGUAGUCUGUAACUGUGUCCUCUCUCUCCUUCCCCCCUCCCUCCCUUCCUUCCUUCUGUUAAUGGAAGGGGUUGUUGAAAAAAAAAUGGCCGAAACUUUUUGUCUUGAGCAGAAUGCAGUUAGCUUACGUUAUUCUUGUCUGUAUUGCCUCUUCUUCACAUUGUAUACCAUUACCCAUCCUCUUCAGCUUCUCCAUUCAAACAGCUAAUGUAAGUGAACAAAUUACACCAAUGGGCUUUUGGGGGUGCGCCUGCCCAGUGUAGGGUAGGACUGGGUGUUAGGGGUUAUGGGGGUAAAGGUCUUAGGGGGUCAAUAAUGUUGGGGUAAAGGAGAAAUUAUAGGGGUACCUUUUGGGUGUUGGGGAGGGGGGGCUGCUGUUCUGCUGUGACAAGUUAAGAGUUUAUUUUUAUUUAUUUUGUUUUAUUUUAUUCCUUUAUUUUAUUUUAGACUUAAUUUGGAUUUUUGCUUUCAUAGUUCCUAUCUAUCAGGGUAUGCCGUCAUUGAAACUCUAAGAGAGUCUUGGACUGUAAAUGAAAUGCUACAAGCACCUUAUAACUACUGGCUGAGAAAAGGGGGUUUGCAAUACUACCAGCACACACACACACCUAGUCAUGUAUCAAAUACUCUAAACUCUUGUAUUAUUAUUGUGAGGUUUUAUCUAGUGAAGCCAGCAGCAGUAUUAGCCAUUGGCAAAACACAGACCACAACCCACCAUAUAGAGCCAGCAUGAACCAGGCUUGAGGCAUACUCUCAAGUGAAGCGUAGAGAUAUCAGUUUGAAUGCCAGGCUCUAAAAACUCUGUUCCGUUUUGAGAUUUGGUUUUGUUUUGUUGUUUUUGUUUUGUUUAGUGGUGUCUAGACAGUACGCCCUUUGACCCCCGACCCUACGCCCUCAGAGCAGAAGAGCCCCACUCAUGCCUGUAGCUCUGUCUGAAAUGGCACCCUAUUCCCUACAUAGUGCACUACUUUUUCACUAUUCCCAUAGGGUCCUGUUCAAAAGUAGUGCACUAUGUAGGGAAUAGGGUGCCAUUUUAAAUGCAUCCCAUGUCUUUGUGUAUAAGAAACACCCCCAGAGCUCUAUAGGUGAAAUGCAUGUGUUAAUUACAGUUUCUUUUCCAUAAGAAGAAAAACACAGUUUGAGCAGAGCAGCACCUUGAUUGAAUAAAAGGAUGUUCUUGACUGUA